This is a messenger RNA of Zootermopsis nevadensis, 1090 nucleotides long. Lineage: Eukaryota; Metazoa; Arthropoda; Insecta; Blattodea; Termopsidae. The record is from RefSeq and is a predicted model, not a curated record.
GCAUGUGUAAGCAGUACAGUCAUACCAGAACAAAGGAAGAAGAUUCCAAAAUUUGAUAGUGGCAUUGGUGAUGAAACUGAAAAUGGGAAAGGUUUGAGUUCUGAUUCUGAUCGAGAUGCAGGAGCAUCUAUGGAAGUGGAUUCAGAUUCAGACUUUUCAGACCCACUCCCUUCUGCUGGGAAGAGGAGUCAUAGAUCACAAAAUAGUGGUGAAAAGACCUCUUCUCGGGUGAAAGAGUUCCCUCGUAACUCAUUUGAGGUACUUCACAAGUUAUCUUCAGAACGCCGGGCUAAGGUAUUGAUGCGGAAGAGACUUGGAAUUGCAGCUGAUGAGGAAAGUGAUGAAAAGUCUGAAGAAGAGAUGCAAGAGGGUCCUGCCAGUAAUAAUAUGGAGGUCCAUGAUACAUCUAUGUCGGAAACUGGUUCCUAUACCACUUACAUGAGAAGUAAAAUUCAGGCCCUCCCACUCCCUCCAAAUCUAAAGGUAUAUAUCAACUUAUACCGUGAGUUCUGAAUUCUUUUUAUAUUGUGAUGAAGAGUCAAGACUCUUAUGCCUGUCAGCUGUGAAACUAAUGUUGUAAAACAAAAAUUACUACCAUAGUUGUCAAGCUGUCAAACCCAAUUGAGAUUUUAUCUUAUAUAAAUACAGGAUGGUAAGAUUCCUUCAGAUUUUAGCCCUUGGUAGAUUGUAGCUUCCAGUAAAGUGUUAGGGUAGUUUGAAUUGAUAGGAAUGUCAGAAGAAAAUGUUUAUUGUAUAUGACUGUUGUUACAUGUUAGACUUCCUAUGUAAAAUGCUGAAGGGCACUGUGAUUAUUAGUGAAAAAUGUAUAAAAUGUAAAUAUGAAUUCCAUAAUAAGAAACUUUUGAUUUACAGUGUGUUUGGCAGUUUACAAAUGUACCAUUUACAGAUGAGAAUUGAUUUUAACUAUUCUCAAAGGGUUGAUUUAGACAUUUCCUCAAGGUUGAAGUGAAAUUACUACAUGUUCUGAAAAAUAUCGAAGUUAUUGUAUUUAAGCUGUUUUUAUUGAUUUCUAAAAUUGUUUAUACACAAGACAAAUUGUUUGCUUUAUAAAUUUAUGAGUAUGGAUUUA